This is a messenger RNA of Sitodiplosis mosellana (orange wheat blossom midge), 881 nucleotides long. RefSeq names its product elongator complex protein 5 (gene Elp5). Gene Ontology annotation, biological process: tRNA wobble uridine modification. The coding region runs from base 99 to 830 and encodes 243 amino acids. Gene Ontology annotation, molecular function: tRNA binding. The record is from RefSeq and is a predicted model, not a curated record. The transcript has 4 exons. Gene Ontology annotation, cellular component: elongator holoenzyme complex; nucleus; cytosol. Lineage: Eukaryota; Metazoa; Arthropoda; Insecta; Diptera; Cecidomyiidae.
UUAUUUUUCUGUAGAGCACUUGUAUGUGUCUGUCAAGUAGUCGCACUAGAGUAAAACAAUUUAAUAUUUUUUGUUUUGAUUGACUUUGCACAUUCAACAUGCUGAGCAAUUUGGUGAUUGGAUCGGAAAGGGUAGUUCUUUUUGUAGAUAGCAAUUCAUAUGAACCGUUUGCAAAAGACCUACUGCAAACUAUUGCACGCUCGUCUCCGGUCAUCUUCUAUCCGAAAGCAAUAGAUAUUCCAAUAAUUGAAUCUAAUUUUAAGGCAAACAUCGAAAGUGAUAUUCUUACCACCGGCGAAAAAGCAAAUGUUAUACUCGCACCAGUAUCGAAACUCCAACUUAACAAUAGCAUAACAGAGAUUGUGAAUUUGGUACAGCAUUUAAAACACCACGUGAAGGUGAAGCAAAUUUUCAUAUGGUGCUCCACAAAGAAUAUACGCGAUGACAAACUCAUUCCGUUCCUACAGUACAUGAGUAAUAUUGAAGUAUUCCUUCGUGACGAAUCCGAAUUGCAAAUAUUAACCAAACGAAACACCGGAACCAUCACGAGAAAGGAGUAUCAAUACACAAUCGGGGCUUGUUAUGAAAUAUCAGUACGAGAAAAGGUGAAAAAAGCAGCAGAAAAACAGAAUACUACACCAUCGAUCGAUCCAGAAUCAUUAGCUACUUUCAAGAUAACCGCUGGCAGUGGUGAACAAGCUACAAAGGACGCAUUAAAAUUACCAUACGAACGGACGUCGAGCGAACCACAAACGGGUCACAUUCAUUAUGAGCCAGACUCUGAUGAUGAUUUCGAUGAUGAGGAUCCAGACGAAGAUCUGAAUAUUUAAAUGUGCCUUCCUUAAUUAUUACUUUUUGAAAUAAAGAUUUUAUACAUUCUA